This is a messenger RNA of Ambispora gerdemannii, 2745 nucleotides long. NCBI's taxonomy places the organism in Eukaryota, Fungi, Glomeromycota, Glomeromycetes, Archaeosporales, Ambisporaceae. The record is from the annotation of a GenBank genome assembly.
AUGACUUCAGCGACUGAAAUUGGCGCAACUCGCCCGGAUACCUUUUCUAAUAAUUUUUGGGGUAGGGACGAGGCGGGCUAUGAGGUAUUAACGAUGCGCAUGCGUCAAGCGAAACAGACCUGCGAAGAGGUUAAAACUAUGUUUCAUGACCGUGCUACCAUCGAAGAAGAUUACGGUAAAAGACUAUUAAAAUUAGCAAAAUCGCAGGUUGGCAAAGAUGAAAUUGGCACUCUAAGAAAAUCAUUCGAUGCCACACGAAAAGCGAUCGAAGCGACAGGUUUAUCACAUAUAAAUCUCGCCCAACAAAUACGAACUGAGCUCGAACAGAAAAUAAUAACUUUUACAGCCCUACAAAAAGACCUACGUAAACAGCAAACAACAACCCUAGAACGGAGUUUACGUACAAAACAAACACACACAUCUCAUUUGCAAAAGGCAAGUCUCAUGCAAGAUAGCAUCAUCCUCUCUGUAUCAGAGAAACGAAUACAAUUUUUGAAGACACAUUUAUGGGAAUUUGCAAAUCUAAUCUCUCAGAGUUGUGUUGCGGAUGAUGAGUCAAGUGAAUCUAUUCGGAUUUCUUUGGAAGAAUGCGACAUUGAAAAAGACAUCGCAAUUUUUAUAAGGGAACGUGCAACUGGACCAGAGAUACCUGGUAAUCAAAAUUUCAAAUUUAAUUUCACGGGUGCCAAAGAUCCAGGUCCGCGAUACACAAUAGCCUCAUUUGACAGAGAUUCGGAAUUCGGCGACAACUCGUUCAUUCUUGACUCUAUCGAAGAAGCAUCGGAUCAUUCUACUAGUGUAAAUUCUUCUGCGACUUCGAUAGUUGGAGUAACGGCAACACCAUAUGAACAGAUACCGAGCGGUCCUACUCGACAAAACAUUUAUAGUUCUUCACCUAGUUCUUUCUCUCAAAAAUCAUCUCUUACAUCGAGACGAGCAAUAAAUGAAUCAGAAGAGCAAGAACCACUGAACCCAUUGGCUAAGCAAUAUGUUUCGAUCGGUGGUAAUAUGUUAGAAAUAAACAUGAAUAAUGAGACAACUAAUACUGCAAACGGUGAAGAUGAUCCAAUUAAACAAGCGUUAGCAAAUUUUGAAAAUCAAAAUCCAAGCUCGAAUAUUAAAGAUCCACAGGAUACUAAUGUAUCAAAUCAAACCCUUUUAAAUAAUAAUUCUCCAAAGUAUAUUAAUGAAGAUAAACCUCAACCACCCAUACCAUUAAUCCAAAAUAGAAAUGAAUCCCCUAAUUAUGGAUUCCCACAACAAUCAUCACCUCAACAACAAUUUCAGCAACCUUAUCAUAGACAAGAACAACGUCCACAAACACAACCACAACAUUUUCCGUACCAACAACAGCAGCAGCAACCAUCACGUCAACAGCAUAAUCAAUAUCCGUAUCAACAACAAUAUCAACGUCCUCCUCCGCAAUCAUCACAACAACAAUUUGGAACGAUUGCCGGUCAAAUCUAUGACCCAUCACAAUUGAUUAAUGGUCCCGGAGACUUUAGACGACAACCUUCUGCAGAAUAUGGUCCUCAAUCAUCUCAACAACAAGAAAUCGAAUCAAUGAUAAAUAGUCGAUCUCGUUCUCCACAACCUUCGCGAACACAAAGUCCACGGCAAAAUGACCAAUCUAAACAAAAUGGUUCACCUUCUUUCUCUUCCACUAUAAAUCAACAACAAUCUUUGAUUCAUCAGUCUCCGUCGGCAUCACCUCAAGUUCAAUCAGCUUCACCACACCAAACAGUCUCGAGAUCUGAUUCGGUACUUACUUCAUCUAGUUCAUCCAGUGGUAAUCCACUCGGGAUAACAAUAGACGCUCGUGGUAGAGUAACACAAGAUACUUUGGCCGAGAAAUUUAUGGAGAAUAAUGGAAAACUUCCACCAGCAACUGGGAUAUUCACAGUAAAUCCAAACAUUAGAGAUCAACAAGAAUCUGAACCUGUUUCUUAUUCUGCUGCAACAAAGCCUUUCCAACCUCAACUCCAACAGCAAAUUAAUAAUCAACAUCUUCAUCAUGUACAACCAGCGAAUAUUGAUCUUACUCGACCAUAUCAAAAGACGUCACCACAAAAUCAUCAUAUACAGCCAGCGAAUAUUGAUCCUGCUCGAGCAUAUCAAAAGACAUCACCACAAAUAAGACCUACAACGCACACAAAUAGCGUUAUGUAUGGUGAAGCACAGAGACCACCAGGUCCUAUUCAUCAUGUUGGUUACGUUGUUCCAUCAGCACAACAGCGCCCAGCUCCAAAAAAUACAAUACAACGAAGUAAUACUGUUAGCUCUGUUUCAAGUGGAUAUAUUCGUGGAGCUGGCGUUGAUACUGCUGGUUUUCAUCAGCAAUUAUCAGCCACAAUGCCCUCAAAUACUUACAAUAAUGGAAACCCUGCAAGAAGACAAUCUUUCGCCAAUAAUAAUAGUAAUAGUGUGCCAUUUAAUGGACGGCCACCCCAGAAUCUACAACAGCCAGUAACAGUAAUACAACCAGUUGGAGAAGCACCGUCUGUUAGACCCGUUGUAAUGAGAACGGCUAAUGAAUAUACUGAUGAAGGUCGACCAAUUCUAUUUUAUGUUACCACGUUAUAUGAUUAUCGUGCCACAAUUCCCGAAGAAAUUUCUUUUACAGCUGGCGAUAUUUUGGCAGUACUUGCAAUGCAAGAUGAUGGAUGGUGGGAAGGAGAAAUAUUGGACGUAUCGAGAAAAGUUCGCGGUCUGUUCCCUAGUAAUUUCACUACACCAUUAGACUAA